AUGAACCACCUUGUCUGGAAACGCAACCAAUCCUCUAUCUCCUCCAGCGAUGGUCCAUCCGUGCUCUUUCGCCCCCUGCGGACCCGAUCCUACUGCUCUCUGGCGGAAGUCGACUUCAAUCUACACAAAUCUAACAGCACAUUCUACGCCGAUCUGGACAUAAGCCGGAUUGAGCUACUACUACUGCUCUUCAAGGACGUUAUUACACCAUUAUCUCCUCCAUCAAGAUACCACCACAGCGGAGGGCCCUACAAAAGCGACGAGCAACAAGCCGGAAGCUUGAAACAUCUCACUCCCGCGCUCGGCGGCGUGUCCUGCAUCUUCCGAAGGGAGAUCAAGCCCUGGCAGCGGUAUGAUCUUGAGUCACGAAUUCUGUGCUGGGAUGACAAAUGGUUGUACAUUGUUAGCCAUUUCCUGAAACCCGGUAGUCACUCUGAGACCGGGACGGGGGGCUCGGAGGAAGGUGUUCUUGCGUCGGCUAUCUCGAAGUAUGUUUUCAAGAAAGGGCGGCGGACAGUAACACCAGAGGAGGUUCUCCAAUUCCUGCAUUUGGUGGAAGACGGUGAUCAUGCUGAUGCUGAUGCUGAUGCCAAUGCUAAUGCUGACGCUUACGCUGAUGCUAGCAUUGAACGGUCGGGACUGGGGCCGAAGGUGAGAGGCCAAGGCGAUCAGCAGGAACACAUAGAGGUGAAACGAAAACGUGGUUUAGCACUAGCAGCACACAUGGCUGGAUUAGAUGGCCUUCAUCGCGUGGCAUAA
Messenger RNA from Aspergillus oryzae RIB40, 759 nucleotides. RefSeq names its product thioesterase family protein. The transcript has a single exon. Lineage: Eukaryota; Fungi; Ascomycota; Eurotiomycetes; Eurotiales; Aspergillaceae. Bases 1 to 759 code for a protein of 252 amino acids. The record is from RefSeq and is a predicted model, not a curated record.